UUCCGGUAUUCAAGGUGAGAGCUAAGAAACUAGAAAGAAGAGGAAAACUUUGCCAUAAUUAUGGCGAGUUUGGGCGCGAGGUUACUAACAUCAGGGAGCAGUUGUGCUAAAGGAUUCCUCAAAGCACCGCUUCUUACUGCAGUUCUGCCAGGUUGCACUCAGGUUGCAAACUUGCGGUCGAAGAACGACCCGUUUCCAUUGCCUCCCCGGGAGAAGCCUUUCAAACACAGAUUUAAUUGUUACUGGCAGCCUUUUGAAAGUAACAUUCAUCGUAUGAAUGAAAACUCUAUCGUAAUUAUCGUUGAUGGAAAUAUCGGAACAGGAAAGAAAGAUUUGGCCAAGAAAAUAGCAGAGGAAUUUGAUUUGCGGUAUAUUGAAGAUGUUGACUAUGACAAAAUUUACAUUUCAAGGGAAUUAUGGGGUCAUUUUGACAUGAGGGAAGUCAAUGCUUGUGCCCCAAACCGUACAAUGUUCAACAGCCUGGAAACAUUUUGGGCAACCAAAAAGUUGGAGGACAACUCGCUGAUUAUGAAGACCCAAUGGGAAAUGUACUAUUACAGAUGGAACGUAUAUAUCGAUGCCCUGAAACACAUAGUCAAUACAGGACAAGGAGUGGUCCUGUCUAGAAAUUUAUACAGUGACAUAGCCUUCUCUUACGCCAUGCUGAAAAAGAAACUGUACAAUAAAAGAGUGUAUGAGCAGUUUGAGGAUUACGUGGAGGGUUCGUUUCAUUAUCUCUGGGCGCCACAUCUCUGUAUUUACCUUGAUGCCACCCCAGCAUACUGCAUGAAGAAGAUCAAAGAGAGGAAAGUGCCGUUUGAGAUGAACAGCCCUAUACUAAAUGAGGAAUUCCUGGCACUCAAUGCAGAAGGAUAUGAGAAGAAAGCAUUACCAAAACUAGAACCAUUCUCAGAAAUAAUGGUUCUAGAUGCUGAUAAUCUGCCAGACUUUGACUUGGUGAAAGAGCUGGAGAAGAUAGACUUUAACCCGUUUAAGGACACGCUACUGAGAGAUGAUAAAUUCUUACACUGGAGGCACGUUCACGAGAGGAGCUGGGCAGAUUGGAGGCGAUGGUACGUAACCAGUACUAUAGAGGUACUGUUAUCUGUGUGUGAAUAAUUUACU
Messenger RNA from Saccostrea cuccullata (small rock oyster), 1125 nucleotides. Its product is annotated as NADH dehydrogenase [ubiquinone] 1 alpha subcomplex subunit 10, mitochondrial-like. NCBI's taxonomy places the organism in Eukaryota, Metazoa, Mollusca, Bivalvia, Ostreida, Ostreidae. Gene Ontology annotation, cellular component: cytoplasm. The transcript is spliced from 6 exons. Bases 61 to 1119 code for a protein of 352 amino acids. Gene Ontology annotation, biological process: mitochondrial electron transport, NADH to ubiquinone. The record is from RefSeq and is a predicted model, not a curated record.